Molecule: messenger RNA, 1473 nt
Organism: Pestalotiopsis fici W106-1
Lineage: Eukaryota; Fungi; Ascomycota; Sordariomycetes; Amphisphaeriales; Sporocadaceae
Exons: 8
Coding region: 1-1473 (490 amino acids)
Biological process (GO): transmembrane transport
Cellular component (GO): membrane
Molecular function (GO): transmembrane transporter activity
Source: RefSeq, a predicted model, not a curated record
AUGGAACCCGCCACUCCUCUAGACAUUGCGGACCGUAAGCUCGGUGACCACGAGAGCAACGAUGUCGCCACAGCCACUCCGGAUCCCAUUGUUGACGAGAAAAAGCUCGUUGCCAAGUUGGACCGACAUCUAAUUCCGCUCAUCAUGCUACUUUAUACCUUUAGCUUCCUCGACCGUGUCAAUAUUGGAAACGCAAGACUAUACAAGUUGACAGAGGAUUUGAAUUUGGUUGGAAAUCAAUACCAGAUCGCCGUAUCCAUCCUCUUUGUCACAUACCUCUUGUUUGAAGUGCCGAGCAAUCUGGUUCUCAAGCGCUUCACGCCGUCACGAUGGAUUGCAUUCAUUACAACCGCCUGGGGAAUCGUGGCUACACUGACGGGACUGGUCAACAGCUUUGGGUCACUGUUGGCCUGCCGACUGAUCCUGGGCGCUCUCGAGGCCGGCUUGUUUCCCGGCCUAAAUGUCUACCUGACCUUUUUCUACACCAAGCGGGAGCUGGCGCUGCGCGUGGGCUACCUGUUUGUCAGCGCCGCCAUUGCCGGGUCCCUGGGCGGUCUCCUGGCCUACGGCAUCGGCCACAUGCAGGGCAUCCAGGGGCUCAAUGGCUGGCGGUGGAUCAUGAUCAUUGAAGGCAUCCCGACCUUUGUCCUCGGCAUCGCCACCUGGUUUCUCCUGCCCAACGACCCGGCCAGCGCCCACUUUCUGACCGACGACGAGAAGAAGGUCAUGAUUGCCCGAUCCCGAAGGAACUAUGGCCAGACAGAGUCGGCCCAACAAUUUAGCCGCAAGGACAUGAUGAAGGCCUUCAAGGACUGGAAAGUGUGGCUGUUUUGUGCCGGGCAGUUUGGCAUGGACACCAUGCUGUACGGCUACUCGACCUUCUUGCCAACUAUCAUCAACGGCAUUGGUAAUUGGACAACGGCAGAAGUUCAGCUGCUAACUAUCCCCUGUUACUUUCUGGGAGCCAUAACAUACAUGACAGUGGCGUAUCUCUCGGAUCAUACUCAGCGCAGGGCCAUGUUUUGCGUCAUUUUCGGUGCUGUCAGUGUCGUUGGAUAUGGCAUCCUGCUCUCCAACUCGGCUGCCGGCGUCCAUUACUUUGGAUGCUUCCUUGUUGCCACUGGCCUCUAUGUCGGUGUCGGCAUUCCUCUGGCUUGGCUUCCCAUCAACACGCCCCGAUACGGAAAAAGAACAACCGCCAAUGGGUUGCAACUCACGAUUGGCAACUCUUCGGGCAUCAUGUCGCCUUUCAUCUAUCUUACUGCUGAGGGCCCAAGAUACAUUAGGGGUAACGCCGUGUCAUUGAGCAUGGUCGCCAUGUCUACCUGCGUUUAUGCCUUUAUGUGGUUCUGGUUCAGGAGAGAGAACGCGAAGCGUGAUGCCGGACACAUUGACCCAGCCCACGAAGGAUUGUCAGAGGAGGAGCUCACCGAGCUGGGUGAUGAGAGUCCUCAUUUCAGGUAUACAUAUUAA